Molecule: messenger RNA, 799 nt
Organism: Magallana angulata
Lineage: Eukaryota; Metazoa; Mollusca; Bivalvia; Ostreida; Ostreidae
Exons: 3
Coding region: 212-799 (195 amino acids)
Source: RefSeq, a predicted model, not a curated record
AGGGUAUAUGCAAUGCAAACUCGUUUUUUUAUAUUUUGUUACACUCAAAGAGAUAAGACGAUAGAAAAAAACCGCAUCGAAAUCCGUUCGAUAUUAACGGAGUUACAGCGCUUCAAAUUCGUCUAUUUAUACCUGAACCGGAAAUCCAAUUAAGCCAAAUACGAAACACUCGAUAUAGUGGCUCUGCUUGUGUGACGUCACAACGAGGACGAUGGCGGCGAAUACAAGUCAACACAGCGACGAAAGCAGCGAGAGUUUAGACCUUAUGAUGGAAGCCGGGUCGUCCAGUUUCGAAGAAAUGGAAGACAAUGUACCCCUAGGCACACAGCCUUAUCUGUUUGAACCUGAGGCCAGCUCGGAUGAAGAAAUUAACCAGCAAUCUUCCCCAGAGUCAACCGACGAAGACCGACUGGGAAACACCGAUUGGUGCUCAUGUGGUUACUGCCCUCCAAUGUCAACCAUUGAGGAGUCAGUGUGCUGUCAUGAGAUCCCUCAAGUCAUGACAGUUUUGGAGGAGGAUCCUGGAAAGCCAUGCAUCAUAGAGCACAAUGGCUUUGAACCUGUGUGUCUGCACCCUUCCAGUCUGCGUACGGCGUACUACAACUACAGACAGCAUUAUGACAACUUGCCAGAAUCCAACCAGCGCAUGCGGUACAUCGGGUACAGACAGCUUGCCAGAUGGUGUUGGGGAUGGUUGGGGAAGCAUGUUCGCGUACCACUUCCUGCCUGUGCUGUCCAAAAGAUCCGCAACACAUAUCCGGCAGAAGACGGUGUAUACCAGGGAUUCAACAUGGCUUAA